GGCAUGAAGCGCGGUAACAGCGCUGCGGCAAAUCACUACUAACCUGGACGCUCUUCAGUGCACUUACCGACCAGCAGUUCUCCCUGUUCUACACUAUUUUAAGCAUCCAAAAUACGAUGGCCACGGAAGCGAAAUUUAAAGAUGCUGCAGAGAGCGCGAAGGCAUUCACGAAGCGGCCCAGUGAUGAUGAACUUCUGGAGCUGUACGCCCUCUUCAAGCAAGCCACUGUAGGGGACAAUGACACAGCGAAACCAGGGAUGCUGGACUUAAAAGGCAAAGCGAAAUGGGAAGCGUGGAACGGCAAGAAGGGAGUGUCCAAAGAGGCCGCCAUGGAAGCUUACAUAGAACUGGUUGAGAAAUUGAAGGCUGAAUACGCUUGACCAACUGCAGCAGGCAUUUAACUUAUUCAGGGAGAAAAAUCCGAGAAAGCAUUGUCAAGACUUAUAUCUGUACAUACUUUUAUAUUAUCAUGGCAUGAUAUAUUAAAAUAAAAUAAAUUUAAAAACAAUA
Cryptotermes secundus is the source of this 510-nucleotide messenger RNA. RefSeq names its product acyl-CoA-binding protein homolog. The record is from RefSeq and is a predicted model, not a curated record. Bases 117 to 380 code for a protein of 87 amino acids. Gene Ontology annotation, biological process: fatty acid metabolic process. The transcript has 4 exons. NCBI's taxonomy places the organism in Eukaryota, Metazoa, Arthropoda, Insecta, Blattodea, Kalotermitidae. Gene Ontology annotation, molecular function: long-chain fatty acyl-CoA binding.